UUCACAGGCACAGACUGGCUGGCAAAGCUAACACGCACUGCUGAAAGGAAAACAGAGAGGAGAGAAUCUUGGAAGAAAAGUGGCCAUGAACCUGAUUCCAAGUUUUUCCACAGAAACCUGGGUCCUCCUGGCUACCAGCCUGGUGCUUCUCUAUCUAUAUGGAACCUAUACACAUGGACUUUUUAAGAAGCUGGGAAUUCCUGGGCCGACACCCCUGCCUUUUUUUGGAACUCUUCUGCACUACCGUAAGGGUUUUGGAAAUUUUGACAUGGACUGUUUUAAAAAGUAUGGAAAUAUGUGGGGGUUCUAUGAUGGUCAGCAGCCUAUGUUGGCGAUCACCGAUCCAGACAUGAUCAAAGCAGUCCUGGUGAAAGAAUGUUAUACUGUCUUCACAAAUCGGCGGAUGCUUAAUGCAGCGGGAUUUAUGAAAAAUGCCAUAUCUCUGGCUGAGGAUGACACUUGGAAGAGAAUACGAACAUUGCUAUCUCCAACCUUCACCAGUGGAAAGCUGAAGGAGAUGUUCCCCAUCAUUGGCCAGUAUGGAGAUGUGCUGGUGAGGAACCUGAGAAAGGAAGCAGAGAGAGGCAAACCCAUCAACUUGAAAGACAUCUUUGGGGCCUACAGCAUGGAUGUGAUUACUAGUACAUCAUUUGGAGUGAACAUCGAUUCCCUCAACAACCCACAAGAUCCCUUUGUGGAAAAUAUCAAGAAGCUCACAGAAUUUAAUUUCUUGGCGCCAUUCACUCUCUGCAUAACACUCUUUCCAUUCCUUGGCCCUGUUUUUGAAGUAUUUAAUAUUACGUUAUUUCCAAAAAGUGCUACUGAUUUUUUAAAAAAAUCUGUAGAAAGGAUGAAAAAAAGUCGCCUCCAAGAUCAACAAAAGCACCGAGUGGAUUUUUUUCAACUGAUGAUUAACUCCCAGAAUUCCAAAGAAGCGGGUUCCCAUAAAGCUCUGUCUGAUCUGGAGCUCAUUGCCCAGUCUAUUAUCUUUAUUUUUGCUGGCUACGAGACCACUAGUACUUCUCUCUCCUUCCUUAUGUAUUUGCUGGCCACUCACCCUGAUGUGCAACAGAAACUGCAAGAGGAGAUUGAUGCAACAUUUCCCAAUAAGGCACCUCCCACCUAUAAUGCCGUGGUGCAGAUGGAGUAUCUUGACAUGGUGUUGAGUGAAUCUCUCAGAUUAUUCCCAGUUGCUGGUAGAAUUGAGAGGGUCUGUAAGAAGGAUGUGGAAAUCAAUGGAGUGUUCAUUCCCAAAGGGACAGUGGUGAUGGUGCCAAGCUUUGUUAUUCACCGAGACCCAGUGCACUGGUCAGAGCCUGAGGAGUUCCGUCCUGAAAGGUUCAGUAAGAACAAGGACAGCAUGAAUCCUUACAUAUACCUGCCCUUUGGAAGUGGACCCCGAAACUGCAUUGGAAUGAGGUUUGCCCUCAUGAACAUGAAAGUUGCUGUUAUCAGAAUUCUGCAGAACUUCUCCUUCAAGCCUUGCAAAGAAACACAGAUCCCUGUGAAAUUAAUGUCUCAAGGAUUUAUUGAACCAGAAAAACCCAUUGUUCUAAUGGCUGAGUUGAGAGAUGGGACUGUAACUAGAGCCUGACUUUCCCUAAGAAUUUACUUUGUUCUUCAAGGAAGCUGCAUCCUCCAACACCAGAGAUCUCAAUGUGCUUUGUGAAUAAGUCCCUGAAAUAAAGAUGAAC
This is a messenger RNA of Molossus molossus (Pallas's mastiff bat), 1694 nucleotides long. Its product is annotated as cytochrome P450 3A12-like. The transcript is spliced from 13 exons. The record is from RefSeq and is a predicted model, not a curated record. Gene Ontology annotation, biological process: oxidative demethylation; steroid metabolic process. NCBI's taxonomy places the organism in Eukaryota, Metazoa, Chordata, Mammalia, Chiroptera, Molossidae. Bases 86 to 1594 code for a protein of 502 amino acids. Gene Ontology annotation, molecular function: oxidoreductase activity, acting on paired donors, with incorporation or reduction of molecular oxygen, reduced flavin or flavoprotein as one donor, and incorporation of one atom of oxygen; iron ion binding; testosterone 6-beta-hydroxylase activity.